Molecule: messenger RNA, 729 nt
Organism: Arachis ipaensis
Lineage: Eukaryota; Viridiplantae; Streptophyta; Magnoliopsida; Fabales; Fabaceae
Source: RefSeq, a predicted model, not a curated record
UUCUAUUCUCUCUGAUUAUGUCUAAUUCUCUCUAGUUCUUGAUACAAAUUCGUAUCAAAUGGUGCUUUCAUUGAACACCAUGCCAAAUUCCUAUGAUGACGCAAUUUGGGAUCAGAUUCAAACUCAAACUAGCUUAGAUCGCUUGAAUUCAGAUUAUGAAAAACCAUCCAAGAUACUUGCAGAUAUUCAGGCAACCUGCACCAAAAUUUGUACAACCUGGCGAAAUCAUCAACGACUCCAACAGCCUCCAAUAUGCCAGAUUCAAGCCAAAUCAACCUCAGCUUUUCCACCACUCAACAAUGAUUCAACAGCUCUAGAAGCAAACAAUUCUACACUUCCGGCUCUGCAAUUUCAGAAUUCAGCAUCAGAUUAUGAGAAGGCAGCAUUGGAGAAUGCAGCAACCAAUUUUCCAGAAUUCAACAUGACUCCAGUUCACACAAAAGAGGAAGACGAAGCAGAAGAAUCAGAUUUCUGUUUCCUAGUCCAACCACAGCAACAAGCAAAAUCAACAGAAACUCCAGAUCAAGCAACAAUUCAGCGCUCACCAGUGUCAAUCUGAAGAAUCAACAGAACUUGCAGUUCAAGUAGAAUGUCUACCAGCAGAUCACACAUUUGAAAACUCAAUUCCAGGGAUUCCAACCACAGCAGAUCUGGCAAUUUCAGUGACAAAUGAUUCUAGUGCAAUUACAAGAUUUAUGACCAAGAACAAUACAGAAGUCACAAACAAAC